AUGCUUCUAGCAAUGACAAAUCCCUUGUUUGGACCAAGCGAGGUGACACCCACUACAGCAAUGGGUGUAAUUGGUUCUAGUGCUGUUGAACAUGCUGCUACAGCUAUGCAGCAGAUGCUUAUUCUAGCCAUAUCCUUGUACUUCUGGACAGUGCAAGAAGCCAUUCUGGGAGAUGAAUCUGCCGCCUUCGGUGUGGUAAGUGCAAGAUAUUCCUCUGCUUUCUAA
Gryllus bimaculatus (two-spotted cricket) is the source of this 225-nucleotide messenger RNA. Lineage: Eukaryota; Metazoa; Arthropoda; Insecta; Orthoptera; Gryllidae. The record is from the annotation of a GenBank genome assembly.